AUGAAUCCAUUGAAUAAAAUUAUAUUCCUAUCUGCGUUUCUUGCUUCCGGAUUCCUAUUAAUAUUACUAUCAUGUGCCUUAUAUAGUAACUACAAGCCACUUUGGGUUAUCGCCAUAUUCUUGUCCGCACCUUUGCCAAACAUACUAGCAAAUGCUAUAGAAAAUUCUAGAGAUAACAACUUUCUCACAUUCAACGACUACGGAACCUCAAAUGAAGGUAAUGCAAGUCCUUUGCAGGAGUUUGCCAGAUUUACAACGGGUGUUUUAAUCAUCAGUGGUAUUGCGUUGCCCUGGAGUUUGUACCAUUGUUAUUUAAUUGGCUUAGAGUCAUUCAUACUAAGUGUCACAGGAGGUUUAAUUGUAUAUUCAGACAUAAUCAUAUUCAUCUGGUUCUUUAAUAAUGAAGAAGAGGAAAAUGACGAUUUCAACUUUUGA
Lodderomyces margitis is the source of this 435-nucleotide messenger RNA. RefSeq lists its product as uncharacterized. The transcript has a single exon. The coding region runs from base 1 to 435 and encodes 144 amino acids. Gene Ontology annotation, biological process: late endosome to vacuole transport via multivesicular body sorting pathway. Gene Ontology annotation, cellular component: endosome; Vps55/Vps68 complex. The record is from RefSeq and is a predicted model, not a curated record. Lineage: Eukaryota; Fungi; Ascomycota; Pichiomycetes; Serinales; Debaryomycetaceae.